AGCUUGAAUAUAUGGAAUGAAGCUUGAAUAUAUAGAAUGAUCGUCUGAAUAUAUGGAAUGAAACUUGAAUAUAUAGAAUGAUCGUCUGAAUAUAUGGAAUGAAACUUGAAUAUAUAGAAUGAUCGUCUGAAUAUAUGGAAUGAAGCUUGAAUAUAUAGAAUGAAACUUGAAUAUAUGGAAUGAAACUUGAAUAUAUAGAAUGUAUGAACCUCAUUUUUAGAGAUGAGGUGUUUCUGAAAUCUCUGCCUUUACAAAAUGGCAUCAGCUGAACUAUUUCAGUACUUUUUAGAGCUUGACAACUGUUUUGCGACAGCUGUUCAAACUACAAAUGGUCGAAAUAAUUUGGAAUUUAUACUACGUCACCUUGAAGAACACGUUUUCAUUAUUGCAACAUUUCUAGUGCUCAUGAAUAAUGUUCAACAAAACGUUUCUGGGAUAAGAUUAUGCACACUUCUUGAGGGAAUUUAUCAAUCACUGAUGGAGAUGUCAACUGAGCUAACACUUCGAGCAGAAGCUGAAGCACAUGUUAUGGGCUCAUUAUACCAUUCUACAUCUCAAAGAGGAAGGCCAAGGUAAGUGAUAAAAAUGGAAACAAAUUUAUUCAUAAUGUGUAUGGCACUUGAGAGAGUCAAGAGAUGGCAAACAAGAUAAUGAAUGCAAGAAAUAAGAAAGAAGUUAACAUAUUUGUUAUUUUGUGUCUAACUCUUUUAGGUACAACAUACCAGCUACUCAGCUGACUGACAUGCGAGACUUGGGGUUUAGUUGGAUGGCCAUAUCUCAAAUGUUGUCAGUAAAUGUUCGAACACUGUACAACCACAGGAUACAACUAGGUUUAGUGGACUAUGGAACUUUUAAUAAUAUUUCAAAUGUGGAUCUUGAUCAUCUCAUUACUGAGAUUCUUACACAUACCCCUGGCUCAGGAGAAUCCUACAUUAGUGGUAGUUUGAGAGGAAGAGGAAUCAGAGUUCAGCGGUGGCGAGUGCGAGAACGUUUAAGAAUAGUUGAUCCAGUGGGAAGAGCUUUGAGAAGACGGAGAGCAAUUCAGAGGAGGGUCUACAAUGUCACUGUCCCAAAUCAAGUGUGGCAUAUUGACACAAACCAUAAGUUAAAUCCUUGGGGGUUUGUGUUUCAUGGAGGAGUUGACGGCUAUAGUCGCUGCAUUACCUACAUGAGAUGCUGCACAGAUAACAGAGCAUCAACUGCUAUGCAACUUUUCCAGAGUGCCGUUGAUCUCUUUGGCCUCCCACAACGUGUCAGGGGUGAUGCUGGCAGUGAGAAUAUUGAUAUUGCACGGUUUAUGAUUGAACAUCGAGGGCCAAACAGAGGAAGCUUUAUGGUUGGACGAAGUGUGCAUAAUCAAAGAAUUGAAAGAUUGUGGGGUGAACUAAACAGAGUUGUGUCAGCAUACUUUAAAGACCUUUUCCUCUUUAUGGAAAAUGUUGGGAUUUUAGAUAGCACUGACCCAUUUCAUAUUAGGGCUCUUCACCAUGUAUAUCUUCCAAGAAUUAACAGAUCUGUGGAUGAAUUUGUAAAUCAGUGGAACCAUCACAGCUUAAGGACAAUGGAAAAUAACUCCCUGCUGCAGCUGUGGACUGUUGGAAUGUUGCAACUUCCUCAGCAUCACAGACCGCUCAGUCAAGUGCACUUCAGACAUCGUUCUUACCAUCACCAGCAGUUGACGGCUGACUUGAGGCAGAUCGACCCCUUGAGUGACGAUGGAAAUCAUGGGAUAGAAGUUUUUUUGACAGCAUGCCGCAUGCUUCAGUGAAGUUAUUAGUAAAUUUGUUUGUGUUAAUUAAAAAAUGUAUUUGAGUGCCAGACACUAAAAAUUGUGAAAUAUCAUGAUACUGAAAAAGGUCCAAGACUAUUAUUUAGGUAAAAGUAAGGUAAGGUAAAAAGACUGGUUUUAUCUUCAUAUUCACUUGUGUCAUUUAAAUCAUAAAAGUAGACAAAUAAAGUGUUUAGACUACACUUUUUUUUCAUGACAAACCAUACUUGUCACAGUACAAAAUGUUACAGUAUAUGUUACAUAUGAUUGUAUGAUGUACUAAUUUAUCUGUUAAUAAACAGGAAUUAUGAUUCAUUCAUUAAAUAAAAUAUGU
Molecule: messenger RNA, 2102 nt
Organism: Oreochromis niloticus (Nile tilapia)
Lineage: Eukaryota; Metazoa; Chordata; Actinopteri; Cichliformes; Cichlidae
Exons: 2
Coding region: 743-1768 (341 amino acids)
Biological process (GO): DNA integration
Molecular function (GO): nucleic acid binding
Source: RefSeq, a predicted model, not a curated record